GACGGGACAUCUGUCUUACAAGCCUAAUAAGAGCAUAUUGGCAUCUGUCGGUGUUAAAGCUACAUGCAGCUUUCCCAAGGUUACCAAGCCGGUGCAGAGCAAAUCAGGCGACUUAUAUUUAGCCUUCCAAAUGGCGCACUAUGGAUUAUGCCUUGGGGCUCUCCAGUUUCGUCUUCAGUGCGUUUUGUUGCACGUAGGGGGGUGGUGGAUCUCCACGAGGCUGCUUUUCAGGUGAGCAGCAGGUGUAAUCAGUGAUCUCAGACCGACUCCUCCCUCGAGCUCCUGUCUCUCUCUUUGUCCGGGGAAGGUCGAUGGUCACUAUUCUUCUCUCACCGGAGGGAGAUCAAGCAGGGACAAAAAGAUACCACACAAGACACCCGAGCUGGACGGACGGUGCUCUGGAUAAGAGCUGGGAGCUGCGACACAUACCAGCCAAAGACAACCAAUAGAUUAUUUCAUCAGGGCUGCAGAGUUUGGGAAUCACACAGGGUCAUGGAUUUACUUGCCUUAGAGGCGAAGAACGCAAAUGUGGCAGAAGCGGAGAAGAAGCCCACGUCGAGGCCAAAACCAAAACAACUCAAAAAGCCUAAAAGGAUUGUUUACUUCGAAGUGGAGAUUGUGGACUUGAAGACGAGAGAGAAACUCUUGCUGCUGGACAAGGUGGAGCCAACUGCCACUGUUUUGGAUAUUAAAGCUUUGUUUCACAAAUCAUAUCCAAAGUGGUAUCAAGCCAGACAGUCUCUGCGUUUGGAUCCAAAGGGUAAGAGCCUCAAGGAUGAAGAAAUUCUCCAAACACUUCCAGUGGGAACCACAGCCAGCUUUUACUUCAGUGACCUCGGAGCACAGCUCACGUGGGGGACAGUGUUCCUGGCAGAGUGUGCCGGCCCAUUGAUCCUAUACUUAAUGUUCUACUUCCGUCUUCCCUUCAUAUACUCUCCAAAGUAUGAUUUCACCAGCAGCAAGCAGUGGGUUGUGCACUUGGCCUGCAUGUGUCACUCCUUCCACUACAUCAAAAGAAUCCUGGAGACACUCUUUGUCCAUCGUAUAUCCCACGGGACAAUGCCUCUCAGAAAUAUAUUUAAGAACUGUGGCUAUUACUGGUGCUCUGCAGCUUGGAUGGCAUAUUACAUCAACCAUCCUCUCUACACCCCACCCAUUUACGGGCAGCAGCAGGUGAAUGCAGGUCUUUAUAUUUUCUUGUUCUGUCAAAUAGGGAAUUUUUCCAUCCAUGUUGCUCUGCGUAACCUCAAACAGCCCGGUUUAAAAUUCAAGAAGAUUCCCUAUCCAACGAAAAAUCCCUUCACGUGGAUUUUUUGGCUGGUUUCUUGCCCAAACUACACAUAUGAAGUGGGCUCCUGGAUCGGCUUCACAUUGAUGACCCAGUGUGUGCCUGUGGCUUUCUUCACCAUUGUGGCCUUCAUCCAGAUGACUGUGUGGGCGAAAGGCAAGCAUCGCAGCUACCUAAAGGAAUUCAGAGAUUAUCCCACACUCCGCUCCUCCAUACUGCCCUUUGUCCUGUAAAGCCCGGAGAGAACAAUCUGCAUCCAGUCCCUUACCAACUCCAUCCGUUUGGGCGUCAGGAAGUAUGUGCCAGAGUUAACAGGAUAUAUAUGCAUUUUAGUCAUAUUUAAUGCAUGUAUUACUUCCAUCCACGACAAGGAGUAACAGACUGUCACACAUGAGGACGUGAAAUGCAACAAAGUCUUACUUUAGUCUUGUAUAUUAUCGGAAGAAGAAAGAAUAUGAAACAUGCCUUUAUUUUACUACUUCAAGGUGUAGGAUUUUCAGUCAAGAAUGAUUUCAAGUUUGUAUAAAAAAAAAACAUGAUUUUCAGAGCUUUUGGCAGCUUUAUCUGUAAAAUGUCCAACAAAGCUGUUAAACCAAUAGGCUAAUCUGCACUGUCAAUGUGGUAUGCAGCCUGGAGCUGACGACGCUGCAGUUACACAACUCAUACAUUAAUAUAAUACUCUCAUCCUGAAGUGACCUUUUCGCUGUGGCAGUGCUGUAAGUGAAUGUAGUUGUCACACAAUGCAACAUUGGAACUUCAAUAUUCCUGAAAAUAUAUUAGCUCAAAUGUUUGUGAAGAAAACUUUCGUACAUAACAGGAAUCUUUUUCUUGUUUGCUCAACAGUUAAUUAAAACUUAAUAAAUGAUCACAAAAUAACUGAACAGACAUGAAUUUAUUUGCAAGUCUGGAAGAGGUUUGUGAUACAGAUAAAAAGAUGACAAACACUGAAGAUGCAAACUACUUGCUGUGGAAUGUAACAAUUCAAGUGGCUGGCAUAGAUCAGAACACUUAGCGAGAUCAGGCCAAUUGUAAACGGAUGCCCAGAUAAAAUAUUGCCUUUUAUAAAGAUAUCUGCUCCAUAAACAGAUGCCGAGAAGCUAUACUGAAUGUACAACAAUAUGCUCAGUAGAACAUUUCUUGCAAGUUUAUUACUUUAAUUUGCAUAUGUAUAAAAACAGAUGUUAAGGGGCUGCAUAUUUUCUGUUUACAUCUAUCUGGAAUUGAGCCCCCAAAAUGAAAUGUGAUUGUUGGACCACAGUCAUUUUAUUAAGACAGCACGAUAAAAAUAAAAAAAAACAAGACAAAACAAAAAAAGAAUGUACUGCUUUAUCACAGGGGUCGUAUCUCAGCGUCGCCAAGACGCUGAAAACAGUCCAAAGCAGCAGGUACUGAUGGAAUGAUUGCUCGGCCCUCUUCGCUGCCUGCAUGACCCGGCGCUUUACUGUCGCAGGAAGUCGCCGCCUCUCCACUUAAACUCAUACUUUGCCUGCAGCAGCCUGUUCUGUCCAACAAUAGGGCCACAGGAACAAAAUAAAACCAACUGAAAACUCAAGACCACGAUGAGAGGUAGGAUGACUGUCUUUCAGCUUCUGGUCAUUCUCACAGUGAAGGUGAAAUCCACCGCAGCCCCUCCCCCUCCACACACCCUCCACAUAUAAUGCACAUGAAGGUGGGUGGGAGGAUCCAGAUGGGAGAAGAACUGCAUGAAAGUUUGAGUUGACAGAGUACCAUCUGCCAUCUCGGUCAGACGUCUUCAUAUUCCAGGAAAUGGGUCCUCUGCAGCACUUUUACAUGACGCUCAUAAAUUUUGAGGGCAGGACCGAGUCGGAUAGACAAUCCAGUCAGCACAUCGCUGCGCUGCAUUAGCAGAAGGGACUUCCCAUCAAUUUCCUGUUGAGAAGAGAUGGUCAUUUACCUCAUCACUAAUACUUCCCAACAGGAAACACUGUUCAGACCAGAGGAAACAAUUCACAACACCAUGUACACCUUUUUUCAUUCUGAGGCUUUACCUCGUGGGACAUAAUAAAUAUAAU
This is a messenger RNA of Cololabis saira (Pacific saury), 3321 nucleotides long. It is a transcript of the gene tecra, whose product is annotated as trans-2,3-enoyl-CoA reductase a. Gene Ontology annotation, molecular function: oxidoreductase activity, acting on the CH-CH group of donors. Gene Ontology annotation, biological process: very long-chain fatty acid biosynthetic process. The record is from RefSeq and is a predicted model, not a curated record. Lineage: Eukaryota; Metazoa; Chordata; Actinopteri; Beloniformes; Belonidae. Bases 493 to 1521 code for a protein of 342 amino acids. The transcript is spliced from 11 exons.